UCUGGCGUCACAGGAAUAAUGGCGGACUCUAACGCACCAGUUUGCAGUUUCGUGUUUAAAAAAAGUGCCCGAAAGUUCGCGGGACGGAAACGCAAAGAAUCGGACAAUGAGAGCAGCGAGGAAGAGAAAGGUCCAGUGAUAAGGAGGAUAAAGAAGGAUGUGGUUAAUCCCAUGAUUCAGAAGAGCAGGCAGCAACCAAAGGACUGUGAAGAUUACAAAGCAAGCAGCAGUGAAGAUGAGGACAAAACAGCGAAGUCUAUCACUGUGUCUUAUAAAUCUACCCGAUCUGCGAAACCAGUAGGGCCAGAUGACAUGGGAGCCACAGCUACAUAUGAACUAGACACUGAAAAAGACAAGGAUGCUCAGGCAAUUUUUGAGAGGAGCCAGAAAGUACAGGAAGAGUUGAAGGGGAAGGAAGAUGACAAGAUCUAUCGAGGAAUCCACAACUACCAGAAGUUUGUGAAACCCAAAGAUACCUCUAUGGGCAAUGCAUCCUCUGGCAUGGUUAGGAAAGGACCAAUACGUGCCCCAGAGCACCUCAGAGCCACAGUACGUUGGGAUUACCAGCCAGAUAUUUGCAAAGAUUACAAGGAGACUGGGUUCUGUGGGUUUGGAGACAGCUGCAAGUUUCUCCACGACCGCUCUGACUAUAAGCAUGGAUGGCAGCUGGAGCGGGAGCUUGAAGAAGGACGUUAUGGAGCAAAUGAUGAGGAAAAUUAUGAGGUGAGCAGUGAUGAAGAGGACUUUCCUUUUAAGUGCUUCAUUUGCAGAGAUUCCUUUAAGAAUCCGAUUAUAACCAAGUGUAAACACUAUUUCUGUGAGAAAUGUGCACUUGAGCACUACCGUAAAUCCAAACGUUGCUAUGUAUGCAACACACAAACCAAUGGUGUUUUUAACCCAGCUAAAGAGCUGAUUGCAAAGCUAGAAAAGCACAAAGCAGAGGAAGGAGGGUCAGACUCUUCAGAAGAACCGCUGUAAAUUAGAGAUCUUUUGUGUACAUAAAUCAUUGUUUUUGUAAUGAAAUAAAUGGUGGGGGAAAAAU
This is a messenger RNA of Xenopus tropicalis (tropical clawed frog), 1042 nucleotides long. RefSeq names its product ring finger protein 113A (gene rnf113a). NCBI's taxonomy places the organism in Eukaryota, Metazoa, Chordata, Amphibia, Anura, Pipidae. The record is from RefSeq and is marked provisional. Gene Ontology annotation, molecular function: metal ion binding.